This is a messenger RNA of Aethina tumida (small hive beetle), 1098 nucleotides long. RefSeq names its product sarcoplasmic calcium-binding protein (gene CBP). NCBI's taxonomy places the organism in Eukaryota, Metazoa, Arthropoda, Insecta, Coleoptera, Nitidulidae. Gene Ontology annotation, cellular component: uniplex complex. The transcript has 3 exons. Gene Ontology annotation, biological process: mitochondrial calcium ion homeostasis; calcium import into the mitochondrion. The coding region runs from base 85 to 861 and encodes 258 amino acids. The record is from RefSeq and is a predicted model, not a curated record. Gene Ontology annotation, molecular function: calcium ion binding.
CGCCGCAUUCGAAACUAGUCGGUCGUGUUGUGAGCCACGUUGUUCUUUAGAUUUGAACCACUUCCAUCGUCCAAGAAGCAAAACAUGGUGUUCUCGAUGCUGAGGGGAGGCCUGGCGGCCGUCAGGGCGCUGAAGACCGCCGUCAAAGUGGAGCAGGGGGUGGUUUUGGCAAACGCUUGUAAAUGCUUGUCGGCCGUACCAGCAAUACAAACCACCCAGAUCCGUUGCUUCAGCGAACGCUACCACCAUCACCACCAGGCCGGAAGGAAGUACGAAUCCGAAUCGGCAUCCGACAGUGACGUAGACGUGAAAGGGCCCAGGGGUGAGUCCGAGUUUUGGAGGAGGAAAAUGCGUACGAUGCACGGCAUCCUGGACGUGAACAAAGACGGCGUCAUCUCCUUCGACGACUUCCAAUUGCUGGCCGACAGGUUCGUUAACCUGGGACAUCUCAGCGACAAGCACACGAAGGAGUUCAAGCUAGUGGUGAGGGAGAUGUGGGAGUCACGGUGGGGCGAAGUCACGCCCUACAAUUUGGUGACGGUCGAACAGUACAUCACCGACAUGCACCACAUCCUCAACGACAAGUAUCUAGUCAAAAAGAUCCAGGGCUUCCUGCCCUACUUGUUCAAGGCGGUGGACAAGGACAGGUCGGGCGAGAUCUCCAUUCAGGAGUACAAAUUGUUCUUCGACUGUCUCGGUCUGAAGGAGUCCGACGCCGAGUUGGCCUUUAGGGCCAUCGAUGCGAAUUCCGAUGGCAAAAUUACCAUUAAGGAGUUUAUCAAACACGGAAAGGAUUAUUAUUUGACCGAGGACGAGGAAAGGAUAAGCAAAUAUUUCUGGGGUCCUUUGAUUGAGCACUGAUUUCUAAUCACUUUGAACUUUACUCUUAAAACCUAGUAAUAGUGACGAUUUUGAUUAAUUUCAUCUGAAUUUGUUGGAUGAGGUUUUUGUAUCUUUUGAUUAAGGUUUUUAGGGUAGGUUGUAAUUUUAAGAUAUUGAAUUAAUUGAAAUAUUGUCAUACAAUAUUUUUAUAUUACCAUUUGUGAUAAUGUUUUAUACAUUCUUUGUAUGUAGGUUUAAUGUGUGAAGAUUUUUAUA